This is a messenger RNA of Durio zibethinus, 1721 nucleotides long. The record is from RefSeq and is a predicted model, not a curated record. Lineage: Eukaryota; Viridiplantae; Streptophyta; Magnoliopsida; Malvales; Malvaceae.
CUCAGAAGCUAGAUGUUUGGGCCAAAACCAAGUAUGGAGAUAGUCAAAAUACCAAUUCAUUUUGUGCAUUGACAAAGAAAAUAAUUUCUUGAAAUACACACAUGAAACUAAUAAUCAGUAGCUACCUAGUACCUUCAAAAAUUUUAUUGAUUAAAGGACUCCAAAGAAAAAGAUAGUUACUUCAUGUUACUUCUAUCGUCUCCUGAAAUCUUAUUGUUACUCACCUGCAUUUUCAAGAGAAAUUAACAGCUAUUAUAAACUGUAUGUGCUUUCUGUGUUUCUUAUUGUGCAGGAACUUGUUUUGAGUGUGUGUGUUUUUAGGUAAUAGCAUAAUCAUGAAGGCUAGUGCUUGUACCAUCUCAGUGAACAAGACAAUAGUCUCCAGUUUGUGGUAAAUAAUGGUGUUCUCUGAAUCAGAAAGUGUUGCCUAUGGCGGCAUCAAAACAGGAUCACAGUUACAAGCACCACAAUCACCGCACAAGGGAUUAACAGCAGAUCCAUCCAUUUCUUCCUUAAGCAAACAGAAUUUCAUUUUCUCACUUACUCUCGACGAAAUUCAACUUAAUAGUGGGAAGACUUUUGGGUCCAUGAACAUGAAUGAAUUCCUUGCCAACUUGUGGAAUGUGGAGGAAAACCAAGUUCCGUCACAACUCAACCAAAACGAACCUAUGGAUGACAAAGGCAUAGGAAGCCAACCGACUUUAGCACGACAAGGCUCUUUUUCCAUCCCUACCCCUCUUUGCAAGAAAACAGUGGAUGAGUUAUGGUUUGAGAUACAGAAAGACCUACCACAGCAGCGAAAAGCUAACGACAUUACUGAUCAUGAACCUCCUCAGCGGCAACGCGCAACACAACGAACAUUUGGAGAGAUGACUUUGGAGGAUUUUCUCAUCAAAGCAGGAGUUGUUCAAGAACCAUCAGGAUCUUCCCAGCAAGAGAAGGUGAACCCUACCAGGACCAAUGGCACAAUUUUGGAUGCAAACUAUGGAAUGGGGCAUGUGAUAGGAUCUUCUCAACAAAAAAUGUUGACACCAAUUCAAUGUAACAAUGCAAGCCUCGAGGCAAACUUCGGAAUGGGACAUGUGAUGGGGCUAGGAUUCCCAGGCCACCAAAUUGUUGCCAACAACUUGCCAGCAGCAGGCAAUGGUUACGCCACAACAUACCCGAUUUUCACACAGACUAAAACUAUUAUGGGGGAAUCCUCUAAUGGUGCUGAAAAUGGGAAUGGCACUAAUAGAUUGUUAGAACCUGUUGUUCUAAAGAACAAGAAGAGGAUCAUAGAUGGUCCACCAGAAUUAGUAGUGGAAAGGAGGCAGCGCCGCAUGAUUAAGAAUCGAGAGUCUGCAGCAAGAUCCCGAGCAAGGAAACAGGCAUAUACAGUGGAGUUGGAAUUAGAGUUGAAUCAGCUUAAACAGGAGAAUGCAAAGCUGAAGCAGCUAGUGGAAGAAAACGAGCAAAGGCGAAAUCAAGAGGUUCUGAAAAGGAAGCAAUCAACGCAUGCACAAAGGAAGGCUGAUAAGAUGAGGACAUUAAGGAGGACAGUGAGCUUGGGAUGGUGAACUGAGAAUAGAAACUCACAAUACUCAGCUUAAUGAUCAGGCAGUUUAGCUUCAUGUACAUCUAAAAACAAUAUCUCCAAAUUAAAUGUAUUAGUCUCUUUUUAUUAUUUUUUCUUGAAGGGUCUAUGUGAAUAAGUAUUUAAUUAAUUAUGUUAAACUUCU